Messenger RNA from Caenorhabditis sp. 36 PRJEB53466, 2880 nucleotides. Lineage: Eukaryota; Metazoa; Nematoda; Chromadorea; Rhabditida; Rhabditidae. The record is from the annotation of a GenBank genome assembly.
AUGUGGUGUCGGAGGCUCGUUUUACUCAUCGUCUCCACUGUUCUAUUGGACGCCCAGCAGCAGCAGAACUAUGUGACUGUCAACUGUUCACAGGGUGCUGUGCAAGGAAGGACCGUUGAUUUGGGUAAGCAUCCCCUGAUGAUAGUGAUGAAAUGUUCUGACUUUCAGGAAAUGACAAUUCCCAACUGUAUUAUGGGCAGGCGAACGUCUUCUCCGGAAUCCCGUACUGCCAGGCCCCCGUCGGAAAUCUCCGUCUGCAGCCCCCUCAGCCGAUGACCACUUUCAACACGACUCUCCACGAUGCGACCUAUUUCCGACCCAAGUGUCCACAGCUCAACGCGGGCACUGCGACGAACGAAGACUGUCUGUAUCUCAAUAUUUACACUCCACAGGUAGAUUCGAAAAAAGAGAUCAAUCCCAUAUAUUAUAGUAAGAAUGAUGAUGAUGAUGAUCUUUAGGCUGGUAACACUUCUGCCAAUCUUUCCGUUCUUGUUAUCAUCGACGGAUCGAACGGAUUCACGAACGGAGGAUGCGAUCAAAGUCAAGAAAAAGGAAUAGUUUCCAAUUUGGUCCAACGACAGAUUGUGGUCGUCACCCUGCAGUAUCGAAUCGGAGCACUUGGAUUCUUCACAACUUACACGAACACAGUGCAGUCCAACUUGGGGAUGUUAGACCAAGUGCAAGCGAUGAGAUGGAUCAAGACGGAAAUUGUGAACUUUGGAGGGAAUCCGAACCAGAUAACGGUGGCCGGACAAGACGACGGAGCCUGUGCCGUGUCCGCCCACACUCUCAGUCCGAUGAGUCAAAGUGAGUACUCGUCCCGUUACUUUCUCAUUGCGAACUCUUCAGAUCUGUUCAAUCAGGCCAUCGUGCAGAGCGGAUCCAUCUACAGCUGUUACAAUCCGACGCCUGCCGUUCCCACGAACACUUCCGUUCAAACGACGACGCCUCGUCCAAUGUACGAUCAGGCGAACACCGGUUACGGCAAUGCCGGAUAUCAGAACGGAUACGGCUAUCAGCCUCAAUCGACGACUCCCACCAGUUCCUACAACUCUGCGAAUGCUCAGUACGACGAUCCGAACCAGCAGUUGGCUGCCACGCUCUGCAACAUCUCGCCCUCGCAAUGGAAUGAUGGACAGACGCAGAACAUUCAGAACUGUAUGAAGAACUACACGGUCGACUUCUUCGUGAAUCAACAGAAUGGGGCGACUGCCACGUGGAUGAUUGUGAGGGACACGUCAUUCCUUCCGGGAUCCAUUGACAGUUUAUCGUCGAAACGACCGAAUAUCCCGAUCAUCAUUGGAACUGUGCAGGACGAGGACGCCGACUAUGCGUUCAAACUGAUCAACACCGGAAAGGGAGACGAUUCGAACAAUCUGGACAACUGGAUAUUCGAUUUUGCGAAAAAGAACAAGUUGAAUCAGACGCAAACGAGCCAGGUGUCGAACAUUAUUUCGAGCAACUACGGAGUGAGCACGGGCAAUCAGCAGCAGUCUAACAACCAGAAUCAGUAUCAGAGUGGAGGACAGCAGACGAGCAAUCAGUACCAGGCGAAUCAAGGUCAGCAAACGAAUAACCAGUAUCAGUACGACCAAGGAGGACAGCAAACAAACAAUCAGUACCAGGCAAAUCCGACGACGAAUCAGCAGUACUUUGGAGGAGUCGUCGCAGGACAGACCACCUAUCAGAACAGCCAGCAGAACAGUCAGCAACAGCAGUACAACCAGGGAAUUUAUCAGAACACGCAGUCAUCUCAGGCCAACAAUAACCAGUACCAGUACAAUGGAGGUCAAGUGAAUCAGAACAGCCAGCAAUCGAACCAGGGAACUCAGAGCGGCCAGUACAGCAACCAGCAGUACAAUCAAGGAUCCUCUCAAACGAACAACCAGUACCAAAGCAAUCAGAAUCAGAUGAAUUACGGAGGAACGGUCUAUCAGAACCAGAACCAGCAGAACUCGCAACAAACGAACAAUCAGUACCAGAACAGUGGAAUGUACACGAAUGUGACACAGUACUCGAACGGAAACAACAACUACAACGGAGGGUAUCAAAGAGAUCAGCCGACUACUGGAGUGCAGACACUUGGCAAUGGAAUCACUGACUACUCGCAGCUCAGAACGAUCACUCAAGUGAGAUUCAAUUCAUUUUACAGUGAUUAUCAUCCAAACGAACUUUGAGAUCGCUUCGGAUCAAUCCACUUCUCUCACAACUACUCAAAUCCAGUCAUACAUGCAAAACGGUGACCGCCACGUCAGAAUAUAUCAGUUUACUCAUGUGUCGGAAGUCGGAAGAAACACUGUCCCAGAUACUGGAUCCAAUUGGAAACGUAUUUUCGGUCCUCUUGAUUUAGAUUCAAGCUAUUGUUUUUUCAGCUGUGUUCAAGGGACAAGACAUGUUCUUCAUCACAAUGUCGGAGACAAUCUGGACCAACUCCAACUACACUGCUCAAGAUCGGCAAGUGGCCGAUCAGAUGGGCCAGAGGUGGUCAGACUUUGUGAAGACGGGACAGGUCGCCAACUGGGACACGACGAGCCAGCAGAACUACAACUACUGCAACUUGAACACUCAGCCAACGCAGCAGGCUCAGUACGGUCAACAGGCUCGACAAGUGUUCCAGGAUCAAGUGAACCCGAUCUGUCAAGUGGUGAGUUCGAUUCAGAUGCUCGUACAAUCUGUUCUCUUCCGCUUCAGGCACAAAACAACUACGCGGUUGCCAACAAUCAGUCAAUUCCGUAUCCGGCAGCUGCUGGAGUCUCUGGAACUUCCAAUCAGAUCAGCCGGACACCUGGCACCGCGAAAGUGCAAUACUCGGACGGAGCCAACGGUUCAUCGAACUUCCACAUCACAUUCCAAGUUAACAGUUUCCCGUUCAACGGUUAA